Messenger RNA from Etheostoma spectabile (orangethroat darter), 1174 nucleotides. Its product is annotated as F-actin-uncapping protein LRRC16A. Lineage: Eukaryota; Metazoa; Chordata; Actinopteri; Perciformes; Percidae. Gene Ontology annotation, cellular component: plasma membrane; lamellipodium. Gene Ontology annotation, biological process: regulation of Arp2/3 complex-mediated actin nucleation; cell migration. The transcript has 13 exons. The record is from RefSeq and is a predicted model, not a curated record. The annotation marks the transcript as partial. Gene Ontology annotation, molecular function: protein binding.
GCCCUGGCGUCACAUCGAGCCUAUCUGCUGACAGCACGGGUCCCCUCCAAGGUUGAACACUCGUUCAGCUACCUUGAUAUCCAGGGAAUCAGCAGCAACAAGCCCACUCAGCUGGUGUUGGAGCAUGAGCGCGGCCCGUGGAGCCUCCGGCUGGGUUCGGUGGAGGAAGUGGACGAGGUGAUCGCUCACAUCGGCAGCUGUCUGAACCGGAUCUGCCCCGCUGUCCCCCCUGUGAAGGUGAUGAAGAAGCUGAGUCUGAAGCCUCCGGAGAGGGUGGCGUCCCUCCAGGCCGUCUGGGACGAACCGGGCUCGGCAGAUCAGGGACCCUGCGGCGGGUUUUCUCAUCAGUACUGGUGUGUGUGUGAUUACCUGGGCCUGCCGUACAGAGAGGAGGUCCAAUGGGAUGUCGACACCAUCUAUCUCACCCAGGACACCAGGGAGCUCAACCUGCAGGACUUCAUUCACCUGGAGAACAGGGAUCUGGUGGCGAUCAUCGCAGCUCUGGAGUACAACCAGUGGUUCACUAAACUCUGCACCAAAGACUUCAAACUGGCGACAGAUGUGUGCGACCAGAUCCUCAGAGUGGUGGCCCGGUCCGGCCGGCUGGAGGAGCUUGUGCUCGACAACACUGGACUCAGAAGUGAUUUUGCUCAGAAACUGGCCAGCGCUCUGUCGCACAACCCCGCCUGCACGCUGCACACACUGAGCCUGAGCAACAACUCACUGGAGGACAAAGGUGUUGCUGCUCUCAGUGCCCAACUUGCCAAACUGCCCAUGGGCCUGAAGCACCUGAACCUCUCCAGGACUUCCAUAUCUCCCAAAGGCGUGAACAGCCUCUGUCAGGCUCUGUGUGCCAACCCGGCCGUCGCCGCCAACCUCACACACCUCGACCUGUCGGGAAACUCGCUCCGAGGGGACGACAUGCCGAACCUGCACAGCUUCCUGGGUCACCCGAACUGCCUGGAGACUCUGGAUCUGUCCAACAGCGACUGCUCUCUGGAGCAGGUGUGUGCGUCUCUGCUCAGAGGAUCUUUGAAGCAUCUCUCCGUCCUUAACCUGUCAAAGUCCGUCUUCUCCCACAGGUCAGAUAUCAGACAUAACGCCCAUCCUUCUAACUGCAGACAACAGCUGAACACAUCCAAUCAUAUUACAGAUAUAUUACAGACUACAUUAU